Microthlaspi erraticum is the source of this 2040-nucleotide messenger RNA. NCBI's taxonomy places the organism in Eukaryota, Viridiplantae, Streptophyta, Magnoliopsida, Brassicales, Brassicaceae. The record is from the annotation of a GenBank genome assembly.
AUGGAGGGCUAUCACCCAGAGCUGAAGGUGAUACUUGAUGAUGGAAACUACACGUACUGGAAGGCGAGGACGAGAGCAAAUAUUCAAUGUAUUGAUGAGGCCUGGUACUUGACUGAACAUGGAUGGAAACCACCUACAGUCACGAUUGAAGGAGUAACUACAGCGUGCCUCGAGAACGCUGGACUACAGCCCAACGUGAUGAUUACAAGUUCAAUGCUAGAGCACUGGCACAGAUCAAUGAUCCACUUUGAAGGGACAAGUCAAGUUCAAAGCUCAAGGAAGGAUCUAUUGGCAACUAAGUUUGAGAAUAUGAGGAUGGAGGAACAUGAGUCAAUUGCUGACUUUAGCUCGAAACUUAGCUCACUCGUUCAGGAGUCUCGUACCCUGGGAAAGCUACACGAACUGGAACUAGGAGGUGUCAAAAAGGCUAAGGGUAUUGCACUCAUAUCAACGGAGAAACAGUUGGAAGAAGAGCCUGAAGAAGACAGUAUCAGUCUCUUGGAAGCCUAUGACAAGAACGAGGGGGCGAGUAAAACCGAGUCACAGUGUCAUGAAUGCAAGGGAUAUGGACACUUCAAGACCGACUGCCCCACUGUCAAGAGGAGAAGCAUUACUUGCUACAAGUGCAAAGGAAUAGGUCAUACACAACAAGAAUGUGAGUAUGAUGAGAAGAUGGGGAAGUCGAUGAUGGGCGUUGCUGAUGAAGAUUCUGAAGGAGAGUCUGAAGAUGAGGAAGAAGUCAAUGAUGAAUCUGAAGUUGAUAUCCAUGAAAGCUAUAAGGAAGUUCGUAAUGCCUUGGUAGAAGUUGGGAAGGAAAACAUUGAGCUCAAGAAGGAGAAUACUCGUCUUACUGCACGAGUUGACGAACUUCAGAAAGCACUUCAAGCCGAGAAGGAUCUCAACAUGGAUAAUCUUAACAUCGUGCUUGAAAAGAUGGAUGCAGUUAAACGAGCAGACGACAUUACCAAGGAGUACUUUCUGGAAAAGGAGAAUUCCAGAAAUCUACAAGCUGAAUUGGAUCAACACAGAAAGCAACUCAAGAUGCUGACUGGUACUAAGGAACUCGACAAGAUUCUGAGCAUUGGCCGUGUAGGGAAGUCAAAUCUUGGUCUAGGAUACACAACCAGCAGUGUUACAACUGGCAAGAAUGUCAAGUUUGUCUCUGGAGGGUUGGCUCAGGAUGUCCAUCAAGCAGAUACUAAGACACCAGCUCAGAAACUUGAUUCCAUUCUCAAAACUGGGAAUCGAGGGAAGAGCACCAUGGGACUGGGAUAUGAUUCUUCUCCAACUCGCAAUCCGAAAGGAUUUCAGAGUCCAAGAGGAAAACAUCAAGGAAAGGAGUGCUAUUUCUGUGGGUCCUUAGGACAUAUCAGGGCUUUCUGCAACAAGUACUGGGCUAGAGUCGACUAUGCAUGGAAACGAGGACGCUAUCAUUGGAAUCGUCAUCUAAACCAGUUCUUCAUCAGAAAAUCGGAUCUAUAUCAGAAUCCUGCCCGACGUACAUCAACUGGUGGUUCAAGACAGCGUGUCUACUCCAACAUGGCCUUACUUGAAGAAAUCGACGAAGCUGACAACACUGGACCAUGGUACUUCGAUAGUGGAUGCUCCAGACACAUGACAGGAGUCAAAGAAAAUCUUCAGGAAGUGAAGAAGCUAAAAGGAGGGAAGGUCACUUUUGGAUGUGGAACCAAAGGGAAUGAUUCAAGGCAAGGACGCACCUCUGAUGAGCAACCACAGCUUAUGAACGUCUAUCUCGUUCAAGACAGUCUACGAGGAGUUCGUUCAGGCAACAACUGCUACAUGUGGGAUCAAUCUGCUAAGUGCUUAAGUGUCCGAGAUGAUGUUGAACUAUGGCACAAACGAUUGGGUCACAUGAAUGUUCGACAUCUCACCGACUUGGUGAAUAAGGAGAUUGUUCGUGGUGUUCCGAAGCUGAAGGGAACUGAGAAACUUGUAUGUGGUCCUUGCAAUCAAGGAAAGCAAAUCAAGGUCCAGCACAAGAAGGUGGCAGAUGUACAAUCCAAGACUGUUUUGGACUAG